Molecule: messenger RNA, 841 nt
Organism: Oncorhynchus gorbuscha (pink salmon)
Lineage: Eukaryota; Metazoa; Chordata; Actinopteri; Salmoniformes; Salmonidae
Product: ankyrin repeat domain-containing protein 24-like
Exons: 4
Coding region: 281-799 (172 amino acids)
Source: RefSeq, a predicted model, not a curated record
GCCUCUCCCUCAGCUCAGUCUCUAGAGACACGGCACUCUAAUCAGGCCAACCUCGUGAGUUACUUCCCCUGCCACGGCAUACUGUAUGCAUAGCACCUAAGCAUACAGGAGAUAAAAUAGGCUUAUAUUUAUGGUAUACAACACAACUCAAUUCAAAGGAUUCAUCUUUAGAUAUCAAUUUUGAAGAGCACUAUUCAUGACUAAAGUAACAGACGAUACAUACAUUUACAUUUAAGUCAUUAGUGAAUCACUAUCUACUGCAUUACAUUUGAGACUGCUAAUGAGUAUGGUGCUGCUGUUUGACUGUGAUACCACUGAUAUGCAUUUCCUUGUGUGUGUCUGUGAGACGGAGAAUGAGGUUUUUGAGGAGAUCCGAAGGCUGUGUCUGGAAAGGGGGAGUCUGCUCCAGAAGAUUAAAGGUCUGGAGCAGCAGCAGAACAGCGCACCCACUGCCUUGAAGGAGCUGACCCAGCUGAGAGAGUGUCUGGAACAGGCGGAGGCAGAGCGGGACAGGCUACAGACUGAGCUGGAGGAGCUGAAGGCAGGUGUUGAGAAGCUGCUCUCCAGGCGGUCCAGAAAGUCUCCCUCUGCUCUGGAGGAGGCAAACUUCCCGAACUCCACCUCUCCUGGUCCUGCAGACCCAGACACUGUGGCUGAGCUAUGCAGACAGGUGGAUGAGCUGACCACACAGAACCAGGAGCUGGUCCUCAAAGUGCAUAUGCUGGAGAUGUUUGAGAAGGAUGACCCUGACAUGCAGACAACCGGCCCAGACUUUGUCCCCACGGCCCUGUAUGACUGACUCAGGAGGGAGUUUGAAGCUCUACAGGAGCGCUACUCCCAG